UUAUCGCGGGCAAAGAAGUACCCAAUUAAAUUACAGAUGUCAUUCUAUCAUAGAAUUCCAUUUAAAAUGUAAACAUAACCUAAUAUUGUACCAUGUGUCUUAAAUGAUACGGUGAAUGUACACUCGUUAACAUUUAUUUCAGGGUGAAUUAAUAUUAAACAAUUAAUUAUGUCUCGAUUAAUAGUAAAAAAUUUACCAAAAAAUGUUACGGAAUCUAAAUUAAGAGAACUCUUUAGUGAAAAAGGUCUUGUAACCGACGUACAAUUGAAAUAUACAAAAGAUGGAAAAUUUAGGCAUUUUUGUUUUAUUGGAUUUAAAACAGAAGAAGAGGCAUUAAAAGCACGCGAAUAUUUUGAUAAAACUUGUAUCGAUACGUGCAGAAUAUCUGUUGAUCAGUGUGCUGGUUUAGGUGAUGCAUCGAAACCAAAAUCCUGGAGUAAAUAUGCCACAGAUAGUUCUCAUAACAAGCAGCUAAACGAUAAAACCAAAAUUAACACAAAUGAUGGAGAUGACAAAACAGUAAAUAAUAAUGAAAAUGAAGAUUUUAAGGUGACAAAAACGAAAAAAAAGAAUAGUAAAGAAGGUCAAUCUACAGAAGUUAAAGAGGCAAUUGCAAAGCACAAAGAUGACCCAUUGUUUAUGGAAUUUCUUGAAAGUCAUGCAGCAGCAGGUUCAAAAAAAGUUUGGAUUAAUGAUGCUAUAAUCGAUACCAUAGCAAACCAAGAUGAUAACAAAGAAAAUAAUGAGAGUGAUGAUUCUGCACACAAAAGUGAUGAAGAAAAAGAGGAAGAAGAAAAAAGUGAAAAGGAAAAAUUAGCAAAUAAAGUUAUAUCAGAUUUAGAAUAUAUGGAAGCAUUAAAGAAGAAAACACAACUUACUAAUAAGGAAGAAGUGUCUAUAACAAAGCAUGGUCCUGUAAAAUUUUUUACAAUAAAAUUACGAGGAUUAGCAUAUAAUCACAAAAAGAAACACAUAAAGCAAUUUCUUCAACCUUUAAAACCAAAAUCUAUACGUAUACCACCUAAAAUCAAAGGGAUAGCCUACAUUGGAUUCAAAACAGAACAACAUAUGAGAAAGGCAUUAUUAAAAAAUAAAAGCUUCUUAGAUGGAAGACAGAUAUUUUUGACGAGGUAUGAGGAAAACUUAGAAACUAAGGAAGAUCAAAAUGUAGAAAUUAAUGACUGUAAUGUUAAAUGGAAAAAGCAAGAAGAAUCAUUAAAAAAUGAAGAGAGUAUAGCAGAAUCUGGAAGAAUGUUUGUACGAAAUCUUACUUAUACUACAACAGAGGAUGACAUCAGAAAAUUAUUUGAAAAAUAUGGUCCAUUAACUGAAGUUAACUUACCUGUGGAUCGAACUACUAGAAAACCAAAAGGUUUUGGUACAGUAACGUUUUUAAUGCCUGAACAUGCUAUUAGAGCUUAUUCUGAAUUGGAUGGUUCUAUUCUAAAUGGUAGAAUGUUACAUUUACUUCCAGGCAAAACAAAAUCCUCUUUAAUGGAUCAUCUUGAUCAAGAAAAUUUAUCUUAUAAGCAAAAGAAAGAUUUAAAAAAUAAAAUUACUGCAAAUUCAUCUCACAAUUGGAAUACAUUAUUUCUGGGACAAAAUGCCAUUGCAGAAGCAAUAGCAGCUACAUACAAUACAAGUAAAGAACAUGUACUGGAAGAUGAAUCAAAAAGCAUGAGUGCUGCUGUCAAAUUAGCAUUGGGCGAAACACAACUAGUUCAGGAGACAAGAAAAUUUUUGGAAGAAAAUGAAGUUUGUUUGGACGCAUUUAAUCAACCACCAGAAAAAAGAUCAAAAACCAUUAUUCUCGUGAAAAAUUUGCCAGCUGGUACAUUAGCUAAGGAUAUUUACAACAUGUUUGCUCAACAUGGAGAACUUGGAAGAGUUGUUAUGCCACCAUCAGGAAUAACAGCCUUAUUGGAAUUUUUAGAACCAUCAGAAGCACGUAAAGCAUUUACAAAACUGGCAUAUACGAAAUUCAAACAUUUACCGCUAUAUUUAGAAUGGGCACCAGAUAAUAGCUUCACAAAUAAACUUAGUCAAUCAGAUAAAAAUAAAAGUAAAAAUGAUUUAAAAAAUAAAUUGGAAGAAGCACCUGUAGAAACGAAAAAAGUAGAAAAAGAAGAUGAAUUAAAUAAAAAACAAUUAGAUAAAGACAAAGAAACAGAGACUGAAAAUGACGAUGAGCCGGAGCCAGAUACAACUAUUUUUGUAAAAAAUCUAAACUUUUCAACUUCAGAAAAUACAUUGAAAGAGUAUUUUUCUAAAUGUGGCCCUAUUCAUUAUGCCAUGAUAGCAACUAAAAAAGAUAUAAAAAAUCCUGGUACAAAAUUGUCCAUGGGCUAUGGUUUUGUAAGAUAUAAAUACAAGUUUGAUGCAGAUCGUGCUUUGAAAACAUUACAAAUGACAGUACUUGAUGGUAAAACUUUGGAAUUAAAAAGAUCCGAGAGAAUACUGACAUCCGAAGUUAAAACUACAAAAAAAUCAUCCAAAGUAACACCACAAACGGGAACAAAAAUCUUAGUUAGAAAUAUACCUUUCCAAGCAACACUCCAGGAAAUGACAGAAUUAUUUAAAGCAUUUGGCGAAUUAAAAGCAGUAAGAUUACCAAAAAAAUUGGUUGGUGCUGAAAAACAUAGAGGAUUCGGUUUUGUAGAGUAUUAUACAAAAAGCGAAGCGAAGAAAGCUUUCCAAGCGCUAUGUCAAAGUACUCAUUUAUACGGCCGAAGAUUAGUAUUAGAAUGGGCUCAAACAGAAGAAGGUAUUGAAGAAAUUAGAAAAAGAACUGCCAAACAUUUUCACGAAGAGAGUUCGUCGAAAAAAAGUAAAAAAUCAAUUUUGGAUCCUGAAAUGGUCGGAUUAGAAACGGAAUGAAUAAUUUCAUUCUAUUCAUCGAUAUGUGUAGUUUUGGAUGAUAUGAUAACCAGCCUAGAAGACAACAAGGUAUUCAUGGAAGACAGCCAGAAAGAAAUAUCUUCCUUUCACCUCUCCCAGUUGAAGUACGAGCAGGGACCUAUGCCGAUGGAAUGAAAAUGCGAAUCGACUGGUGGGGCCCCUCGUGUAUAUCGAAGGUGAUAGUGAUGGUUGGAGGCGGAGACGGCCCAUGAAAGUAACAGUGACUCUCUUCGACUCGUCCACCUUCCAACCGAUCGCAAGAAGACCUCGUCAGUUGUACAUUCUUCGUCCUGGAGAAUAGUAGUCGCGAAUUCUAUAUAAUACGUAUGUGUCCUUCGGUGUCAUCGACCAGAUACAAGGUCGCGUGUUGUGCUCAUCCAAAAAAUAGAUAAAUAAAUAAAUAAAUAAAUAAAUAGAUAAAUAAAUAAAUAAAUAAAUAAAUAAAUAGAUAAAUAAAUAGAUAAAGAGGCAUAGUGCGUUGGUACAACACGAUGUGCCUGACUUGAGCCGAACCCAGUCCUCGAAGAAACAUUACUAAAAAGAAAAAUUGUUAGCUUCAAGAGGAAGAAAGAUGGAUUGGGUAAGAUUAGAAAAUAAAGUUGAUUAAAAUAAAGACAGUUUCGUUUUCUCAUAAUAUUAAUAAUUUAUAAAUCAUUCAAUGACAACCACACACGAUCAAUCACGUCAAGGAACAUCAUCGUUUUACGUUUACGAGUGUUCCGAGAACAUUUUUUAAACGUGAAAUAUGCAAGAGUGAAAUACGUUUUAUGCUCUAUCGUAAAGUCCUGGUCUGUCUUACUAGAACUCUCUUCGUCUUAUUUCUCUCAGCAUGAAUUUCAUAAUUUCGCUUAAGCGAGUAGUAGAUUAUCACUGACGAUUAUGUACGCUUGUAUUCAGAUGAUUUCUACAAUUUCUCUUAUAAUAAAAGUAUAUAUAUAUAUUUGCCUGCUAAUGGAUGGUUUUUGCCAAUGAGAGAUUUUAUUACGUUCAUUUAAAUCUACUCGUAAUUCUUUUGUAAUUAAUUGUAAACACCGCAAGGGGCCUUUUCUUAUCCAGCAAAAUCCUCACGCUCGUUAACGCAAUCCUUUCUCAUCGCAACGUUUAAAUAUGUAAUUGUUAGUUGCCUGAGAACGGAAUUGUUAGACAUAAACUCUGGCUCCUCUAUCGAGACACAAAUCAAUUUUCUUUGAGAGAUUUCGAAGACGAAUUCGAAAAAUUCUAUAUUCGAUCCCUUUUGGAAGGGUUCAAUCUACGUACUCGUACAUAUAUACGUGUUGAUCGAAUGUGUACGAUCGACCGGCACUGUUAAAUUGGUGGGGAAAUUUACCGGUUAUUCAAGCUGUCCAAUGCUAUUCGCCUCGUUCGAAUUGCACUCCGCUUUAAGUUGCUCUACGACGACGCAUGCGAAGCAAAGAAGGAGCGAACGUGCCUCUGGCUAUUCGAUUGCAAAAUCGACAUGCCUGUAACGAUUCUCUCCCUCGCUAUAAACACAAAAUUCUCUUAUUUUUUUUCUUCUUAUACGGAGUUUCAAGAAAUCCAAUCGAAAUCGAACUCUUAGAGAAUAAAAAAUGAAUUGAACUCUUGGAGAAUAAGAAAAUUCGUAAGUAAUAAUCAUAAUGAUUAUGUAAAGAAAAUGCACAAUCUAAUUAAAAUCACGUGAAUGACAAUAAUUCGAUUUUAUUCUAAGAUAUUAAAAGGGAUCAAAAGAAAGAGAGAGGUAACGUUGGUUAGUUGCGAUAUCAUAUUUCCGGGGCUUGGCAGGUUUUCCACAGAGGCACGAUGUGCAAGGAACGCAAGCUGAAAAAAGUUCCCUCUUGCGAGGUAACAUUGAUUAGAACGAGAAAGUAAUUUUGCGCAACAUAUAAUUCAGGUUCUCCGUACUCGAGAUUUUGAGAGGUUUGGCUUUCGACAACAUUUCGCUUAUUUGGUAAUCGAUUAUUGGGGACUAAGGCGUACCUCCGACUAGAAACAUGGAAAAGAAAUUUCUUUUAUCUCGAAUUAAAUAAUGAAAUAUUUCUAAUGGUCUAAUCUAUCUAUAUGAGAAUUAGGAAGAUGAUAAUAUUGAAUUACUGUAAGAUCGUUGUAUUAAAAAAUUAAAGACGUAACGAUCUAAUAGAAUUCUAAUUUAUUUAGGAUAAUUAAGAUCAUUAAGUAUACUUAUCAAAUGAGCAAAAGAGAAGCUAACUUUUUACUAAUGAAAGAGAGAUGCAUCGAUGAUCGUACUCAGUAGUUUCACCGACUGUGACCUUCAAAUUUACCCAUGAUAUCUCAGUGACCUUCGCAAGUAUAGAAUGCACCAUCAACGAUCCGUUUCGCGAGGAAUGCGUGAAAGGAAAAAGGUGCGUCGUCGUGUUUUACUUAUCUCGAGACCAAAAGUUCGACCACGAAUGGUAACUGGAAAGGUAGAGAAAAAGUGGAAAAAAAAUGAAAAAAGAACGGUAAAAGAGAGAGAGAGAGAGAGUGAGAGAGAGAGAGAAAGAAAGAGAGAAGAAGGAUAAAAGAUGAAAAAUGUAAAUAACUACUUUAACGUGUGCGAGGACGGUCAGUGGCUGACCUUUCGAAUCGUCGAUCUUUCUCUCUCUAUAUCGAUCUUUCUCUUUUUCUAUUUCUCUCUCUCUAAAGAAAAAGAGACACACGUUUUAUACUAUGAGCUCAUUGCCAUUUCCUUUCUUUUUUUUCUCUCUUUCUCUUUUUUAUACGAAUUGUGUCAAGAAUCAUCAUCAAUUGAAAUCAUUUCUAUUUGUUAUUCGAAUGAAAUAUUUUAAUAUGAAAAUAGUAAGCGACAAUUAUUAUCUCAUUUUGGGUUGUGUAAUUAAAUUGCACUUGAUAUACAAUGAAAUAGCUUAAGAAUAGCUCAUAGGCUAUUCUUAAAAUUUUGAAAUUACACAUACAAAAAAAGAAUAAUCUUUCGGUAAUAAAAAAUAAUUUCUAUCGUUCCUUUUUUUUUAAAUUAAGAAAAAUAAUUUUUAAAUAAUACAAGCUCAAGUAUUAAAAUAUUAAAAAAUGAAAAAUAUAUGAAUGAUCAUCAGAUCAUUUUUACAAUCACCGAUUCAUAUAUUCUAGCCGAUAUAGAAAAUAUGUGUAUGUAUGUGUGUGUGUGUGUGUUCGUUAGAUACCUAACAAUAUUAUUUUCUUGUGUCUCUUCAAUUAUUAGAAUCUCGCUAACAGUAUUUACAAUUAAAAAAGAAUAUUUAAUUGGUGACACAAUCGCGUAAUUAAUUUCCUAUUAAAGAGAGCGAGAGUACGGCUUUGAGAGGCGAAUUCCAUGGAAAGUAAAAGUGAGCGAACUGGGCGAAGCACGUUGGAUUUAUCCCCCGGCGGCGAUAUACAGACUCGAUUUUACGUAUAUACAGUAUCAAGACGAGAGUGAAACGAUUCGCGAAAUGAAGGAUACCGUUAGUUUCGAGAUAGAAAAGAGAAAGACGAUAAAUUAACAUUCUUCGUGAAGUUUUUCACUAUCGGAACUACAUGACGGAAUAUCGAUUAGCAUAAUAAAAAUAUAUAAUUUAUCGUAAUAAAUGUGAAUAAGAAUUUUCUUGAGAGAGAGAAAAAAAAAUAAUGAUAAAUAAUCUCAAGUUCAAAAAAUUAUAGAAAACUAAACAAGAAGGAGAAUAUUAAAUUAAAAGAAAAUGAACCGGCUUGACGUAGUUCCUAUAAAUAAAAAAGAAAACACGUAUUCGUUGUUUUUAACGAUUCACCGUAGAUGAGAGAAGACCUUGAAAUAUAAAAUCUGGUUCUCCAAGAAUAUCGGCAACCAGCUCGAAAGGUCAAUGGGGUUGCUUUCGCAUUAUGAUAAUGAGCAUGAAUGCCGUCUUUCGAUUCUUUUCGUAUUAUAUUAUAUUUUUAAACACAUAUGAAAAAAAAAAAGAAUAAAUAAAAUAAAAAUAAAAAA
Vespa crabro (European hornet) is the source of this 6790-nucleotide messenger RNA. Its product is annotated as probable RNA-binding protein 19. The transcript has 17 exons. Bases 169 to 2877 code for a protein of 902 amino acids. Lineage: Eukaryota; Metazoa; Arthropoda; Insecta; Hymenoptera; Vespidae. Gene Ontology annotation, molecular function: RNA binding. The record is from RefSeq and is a predicted model, not a curated record.